AUGGCAACGGAAUUCACUCCAGGUUCAUCAUCCGGUCAGGAAGACAAACCCUUGCCGAGUCGACCCUCGGACGCAAACAAUCGUACCAUCGUCAUACAGCAGAAUUACAUGGCCGAGGGUGUUACCAUCAACAUAUGUUCAAGCAACAGUUAUGGCUCCACCGUAACCAAGCUAGAACAUACCGCCGCCCAACCGGGAGAGCCCACGUCCUUACAACGUCCGUUAACGAGAGAGCUGGCUCCAGUCGAUUACGGUCGCGAGAGUGUGGUAGUCAAUGGUAACACGUUUGGCGAGUACGCGGUGAUCAAUAUAGCAUCACCCUACUCGACAGGCGCUGGAGCUUUACUAUUCCUUGCCAUUAUUCAGUCAAGCAAACCGCUCUCCCAUCCCCUGGCCGGACCAGAAACCGAACCAGAAACCGAACCAAGAGCCGAACCAAUAAUUUUUAGUGGCGGGCGAAUAGGAUUUGGAGCUGAUGUGAGCUCAGUGGCCGUUUACGACGAUUCUCAGUUCUCCGUUCUUGUCGUGUUUAAACGCACGUACGUCACGUGCUACGAAAUAGGUUUAUGA
Molecule: messenger RNA, 570 nt
Organism: Suillus subaureus
Lineage: Eukaryota; Fungi; Basidiomycota; Agaricomycetes; Boletales; Suillaceae
Exons: 4
Coding region: 1-570 (189 amino acids)
Source: RefSeq, a predicted model, not a curated record